UGUGUAGCACCACGCAUGCGCAGUGAGAUUUCCUUCGCAUCUGGCGCCAAACUCAAGCUGCUCGACUGGAACAUGUCUAAAAAGAAAGGACUUAGCCUGGAGGAGAAAAGGAGUCGUAUGAUGGAGAUAUUUUUUGAAACUAAAGAUGUGUUUCAGCUGAAAGACAUGGAAAAAAUCGCCCCCAAGUCCAAAGGAAUCACUCCCAUGUCGGUGAAAGAGGUGUUGCAGAGUCUGGUGGAUGAUAACAUGGUGGACACCGAGAGAGUGGGCACCUCCAACUAUUACUGGGCGUUCCCCAGUAAAGCCCUGCACGCCCGUAAACGCAGAUUAGAGGAACUGGAGACACAACUUGAGGAUGGGAAUCAGCGUAAAAAAGCCCUUCAGCAAGCAGCUGACAAAGCCAAAGUGGGACGUGAAGUUAAUGAGGAGAGACAGGAUCUCCUGAAGGAGCUCACAGCACUGAAACCUCAGAGAGAUCAGCUGAAGGCCGAACUGGAGAAGUACAGAGAGUGUGAUCCACAGGUGGUGGAGGAGAUCCGUAAGGCAAACAUUACAGCAAAAGAGGCUGUGUCUAGGUGGACGGAUAAUGUUUUUGCAAUCAAAUCCUGGGCAAAAAAGAAGUUCGGCUUUGAGAACAGCAACUUGGACAAAGCUUUCGGAAUACCUGAGGACUUUGACUACAUGAACUGAUCAGAAACUCGCAGGAUCUUAGGAUUGUUUGAUCUGUUUUUCUGUGAUUCUCUUACAUCGGUUUGUUUUAUGUUUCGUUAUCAGUUCUGUGUGUUCGAGACAAAGCUGGGACUUCUUUACAUUGUGAGGAGUCUGCCACACCCUUGAAAUUUUAGCCUUGUCUAGUCCAAGGAGAACUUCAAGAUUGAUUUGUCAGCAUAGAAGGGUAAACAGAGGCGUGUAAGCGGAGAAGGUGUUGUGUUAACCCUUGAGCCUCUCAAGUCAAUUCAAGGAAAUUAAUCACAGGUUAGAGACACGACGUGAAAUUAAUCGCUUGUGGGAAAAAAAAGUUCUAUGACGAGCAUGCAUUUGUUUCUGUAUAAAGUAGGAAUGUGUUAUGGAUUUGAAGUCACUUCAGAUGCUUUAAUUUUUGGUUUGCAUUUUUCAUUAGUCAUCAUUUUUCACUGUGCACAUAUCUUUGUGUAUCUUGUAAAUAUGAAAAAUGGUCAGUUGCUUUGUUAUAUGAUUU
Molecule: messenger RNA, 1198 nt
Organism: Sinocyclocheilus rhinocerous
Lineage: Eukaryota; Metazoa; Chordata; Actinopteri; Cypriniformes; Cyprinidae
Product: meiotic nuclear division protein 1 homolog
Exons: 8
Coding region: 16-690 (224 amino acids)
Biological process (GO): reciprocal meiotic recombination
Cellular component (GO): nucleus
Molecular function (GO): double-stranded DNA binding
Source: RefSeq, a predicted model, not a curated record